Molecule: messenger RNA, 249 nt
Organism: Spirometra erinaceieuropaei
Lineage: Eukaryota; Metazoa; Platyhelminthes; Cestoda; Diphyllobothriidea; Diphyllobothriidae
Source: the annotation of a GenBank genome assembly
AUGCAGAAGAGGAGCCUCAUGGAGACGGAACCGAGACUCUUACUCCCUACUGGCGUGGGAAGUGGCAAUUGGAUACUUGCAAUAGAUGAUGAUGAUGAUGAUGAUGAUGAUGAUGAUGAUGAUGAUGAUGAUGAUGAUGAUGAUGAUGAUGAUGAUGAUGAUGAUGAUGAUGAUGAUGAUGAUGAUGAUGAUGAUGAUGAUGAUGAUGAUGAUGAUGAUGAUGAUGAUGAUGAUGAUGAUGAUGCGUGA